Candidozyma duobushaemuli is the source of this 1743-nucleotide messenger RNA. RefSeq names its product stress-responsive transcription factor (gene CTA8). The transcript is spliced from 3 exons. Gene Ontology annotation, biological process: regulation of DNA-templated transcription. The record is from RefSeq and is a predicted model, not a curated record. NCBI's taxonomy places the organism in Eukaryota, Fungi, Ascomycota, Pichiomycetes, Serinales, Metschnikowiaceae. Gene Ontology annotation, molecular function: sequence-specific DNA binding; DNA-binding transcription factor activity. The coding region runs from base 1 to 1743 and encodes 580 amino acids.
AUGGCAUCCUACAAUUCUGAGGAGUCAGGCCUGACAAGAGAUAACGACAUACAGGUCAUCAACAGAGAUGAACCUUACCAGCCUACAGGUGAUGAGUAUCACGAGAAUGUCGUGUCUCCUUCGUUCCCAUCUUUAGACCUCCCCACCCCCAAUGGCACUCAUAAUCACCUCUUCGAUGACCUCGACAAUAAUCAGACCAAAGAAGACGGUAACUUUCCACCUUCCCUUUCACCAUUGACGGAAUUCGUAAAUACUCACGGAGAUCAUAUCAUCAAUGGAGAGAACGAAGACCGUAACGGUAAUGCCGGGAUCUUGACCAGGUUGAACACAAGCAAUAACUACAUACCACCAAUGCCGGCCCUUUCGGAAUCGCUCUCAGCUCCCACGAGCUACAUGCCUAAUAAUUAUGCUAAUACCAAUCGCAACCAGUUGAUGAUCACGGGGAAGAAGAAGAAGGAGGCCUCUGGCCCAAAGGUCAAACCAGCCUUCGUCAUGAAAGUUUGGUCAAUGGUCAAUGACCCAGAAAAUCAAGAAUAUAUCCGGUGGAACGAUGACGGUUUGACGUUUCAAGUGUACCAUCGCGAGGAGUUCAUGAAGAGUAUUCUCCCCAAGUACUUCAAGCAUAAUAAUUUUGCAUCGUUCGUCCGCCAGCUUAACAUGUACGGCUGGCAUAAGGUUCAAGACAUCAGCAGUGGCCUGAUGGCCAAGGAAGCCAAAAAUGCCGAGGAGGUGUGGCAGUUCAAGAAUCCAUACUUCGUCAGAGGUAGAGAGGAUCUUCUCGAUAAUAUUGUGCGUAAUAAGUCUGGUACGCAAGAAGAAGUUUCGGAACCUAAUAUUAAUCUCCAGCUUCUUGUCACUGAGCUUGACCAAAUCAAAAUGAAUCAGUUGGCUAUAAUCGAGGAUAUGAGGCGAAUCCGGAAAGACAAUCAAACCUUAUGGACCGAAAGUUUCGCUACCAGAGAGAAGCAUCAGAAGCAAUCGCACACCAUCGAUAAGAUCAUGAAGUUUCUUGCUGCAGUUUACGGUAACUCUGCUGGAAAGAUCUUUGAGGUUGAAAAUGGUAAUUUUGAUUCUAACUACGGUGUGCCCGCGCUCUAUCAGGGAAAUCAGCCUGCUCGACCAUCCUACAACAACACCGCUCCAAUCCUGAAAUCUCGUUUGAUGUUGAUGGAUCAAGAGCAUUCGGCAACUCCCUCCACCGAUGCUAGCUCGACGGCUGGACCCUCUAAGAGACCGUCGGUGGCUGGAAGCAAAGAUGGGUCUAUCGAGGAGAUUGUGAGAAACGACCAUAUUACGCCUCACGAUCCCUCUGCCAAUACAAUACUUCCCGAACUUCAAAGCCCAAACAUAGGGCCUAGUACGCCAUCUCAGCAGUUUUCAAAGUUGAAUUCUGGUGAACCUAAUGGUGACAUGUUGCUGGGUCUUGAACAAAACAUCUUCAAACAGGGCCAAGCUUUGCUGCAAGUCCAGGACUGGAUCCAGGCUUUGGCAAACAGGCAACAGCAACAACAGCACCAAUUGCAACAGCAGAAGAGCAACAACCUGCUGCCUGUUGCUAAUCCUGAUCUCGAUGACUUUGAUGUCAACGAGUUCCUCAACAGCUCCAACUCCGUUCCUCCGUCGCAAGAUCAGCCCGAUCCGGCACUUGAUGUUGGGGAGGAUAACGACAAGAAGCGUCAUAUCGAGGAGGUUGUUGACAAUGAGCCACGUUCCAAACGCACCAGAACACGCAGCAAGCGUUAA